AUGGAACUCCCACCCGGCUUUCGCUACCUCCUACGCUUCAUACCCUCUUUCACAGGCCCCUCUGUCGCCGUCUACCUCACGCUGAAGGCGCUAAAGAGCUUCGGAAGCGUGAACUAUCCCCGAUGGGUCCUUCUUACUGCUACGAUCCUCGCACAACCCGUGCUCUUGCUCCUCCAGGCGCACUAUAGCAGUUUUACCCACAAGCGACGUGCAGCUGCUCAUGGAGCCGUCCGUCCGCCUGCCGUGAAGGACACGGCCCUGGAUAUCGUUAUGAUCAGCGCGAAGGCGCACAAAGUUGGAUAUCCGGCUGAAAUGUUGCAUGACUGGUCUGUGAAGUAUGGAAACAGCUUUCGGUUCAAUAUGUUUACGUCGAACUUCUUCGCAACCUUGGAACCUGAGCAUGUAAAGGCAAUCCUCGCGACUCAAUUUGAUUCAUUCGAGAAAGGCUCCAUGUUUCGUUCGCAAGCAGACUCCCUCCUCGGUUCUGGCGUUUUCAAUACCGACGGCGACAUGUGGAAAUUCCACCGGUCCAUGACCCGACCAUUUUUCACUAGAGAACGGAUCAGUGAUUUCGAAAUUUACGAGCGCAACUGCCAUCUCUCUUUGAAUCAGGCCAGAGACCGUUUAAGUGAAGGGCACCCUAUCGAAUUCCAGGAUCUAGUCUCUCGUUUCACUCUUGAUUCAGCCUCCGAGUUUCUAUUCGGCCAGAGCGUCGGAUCUCUCUCCGCUGGCAUCUCCUACCCUCCCACAGCAGAGCGCGAGAAUCCCGUUUCAUUCUAUAACCAUCCCUCCAGGAUCUUCGCUCAAGCAUUCACCGAUGCCCAGCUGCGCCUCGCUAUUCGUCUGGGAGUUGGAAACGAGUGGCUCUUGACUGAGUUCUUCGGCGACAAGAUCCACCCAUUGCGAAAGGUCAUGGAUGACUUCACGGAACCGCUCAUGAAGGCUGCCCUUAAGAAGAGAGAACGAGACCUGCAGGAAAAGGUGGACGAGAAGACCGAGGAACCAAAUUUGCUGGCUCAUCUUGUCAAGCAUACUCAAAACGAGAAGAUUUUAAAAGACGAGCUUGUCAAUCUCCUUGUUGCGGGGCGCGACACAACCAUGACGCUCCUGACUUCCUCCAUGUACAUGUUAACCCAACACCCGGAUAUCGAGCAUCGCCUUCGUCAAGAAGUAUUCGAGAAAGUUGGACUGACGGCAGCACCGACUUACGAGAGCAUGCGAGAGAUGAAAUAUAUUAGGGCAUUCCAUCCCUAUGUAUCUUCGUUACUUACCCCUUUUGCGCAGAGGUCCUCCGAUUAUACCCUCCUGUGCCGGCUGACUCGAGGUCCACUUUAUAUCCCUGCAGACACUUCCUGCAUUUACUCUGUCCUUUACAUGCAUCGUAGGACUGACCUCUGGGGUCCAGAUGCUCUGAGGUUUGACCCCGAUCGUUUCCUUGAUGAGCGCCUACACAAGUACCUUACGCCAAACCCCUUCAUCUUUUGUCCUUUCAACGCUGGUCCGAGGAUAUGUCUCGGUCAACAGUUUGCGUAUCACGAAGCUACUUUCUACCUUGUACGCCUUCUUCAGAACUUCAAGGAUUUCAAGCUCGAUGAGACAGCCAAUGUCAAACCGCCCACGGAAUGGAGGGAUAGGGACGAUCGGACAAGCGGGGAAAGGAUUCAUCUCACGGCACAUCUGACAUUGUAUGUGAAGGGCGGGCUUUGGGUUCACAUGAAAGAAUUGAACAGCUCAGAAGUUUAA
Molecule: messenger RNA, 1743 nt
Organism: Cyclocybe aegerita
Lineage: Eukaryota; Fungi; Basidiomycota; Agaricomycetes; Agaricales; Hemipholiotaceae
Source: the annotation of a GenBank genome assembly